This is a messenger RNA of Drosophila rhopaloa, 2862 nucleotides long. RefSeq lists its product as uncharacterized. NCBI's taxonomy places the organism in Eukaryota, Metazoa, Arthropoda, Insecta, Diptera, Drosophilidae. The transcript is spliced from 3 exons. The record is from RefSeq and is a predicted model, not a curated record. The coding region runs from base 492 to 2321 and encodes 609 amino acids.
CGGCCAGGCCGCAUUUUCAUUUCAACUUUGUGUGCGACGAGUUGUCUGCAGUCGCGUCCUGUUAGCCACCUUCGCGUCCGCAGCGCGUCCCUUCGUUCCGUGCUCGCAGUGCAAAUCUCGUAUCGAAAAUCUUUAAGAAAUUGGAAUACGAUUUACGAAUUUCGAAUAAAAACAAGCUACAAAAACAAGCGAGCAACUCGAGACUUGCUCUUGGUUCAAUUUGUGCAUCGAACAGAUCCAAAUCCUCGAAUCCAGUGGAACUCCAAUAACCCCAACGAGAUCCAGCGCUGUGCCAUUGACUCCAGCUAAAGGGAUUAACUAAAACCCAAUGCAAAGGAUUUUAACUGCCUGAAGACACCACACGAAAAUAGAAAAAAAAAAGAACAGCCGCAGCAGAGAAGAAAGCAGCGAGUGAGGCCGAGUAGCGAAAUCCAAAAAUCCACAUUUUUGGAAUUUCAAUUUCAAGCCAAAACACACAGAACCAGAUCAAAAUGGGACACCUGACGCGAAGCAGCAGCCUAUUGGCCAUAGUCCUAUGCCUGGUACUUAACACAAAGCACCUGGCGGUCCAUGGCGACGCCUCGCACAUUGAGUCCGCCGCCCUGCCCCUCGAACACAGGGCCGGCUACGGUCCGCCGGCGCCCAUUUACGGAGCGCCACAGGGUCCUUUGAGCACCGGGGCCACCAACGAUGUGUCGGAGGAGGCCUGGCCCCUCGCCAGCACCAAUGACAGUCCGCAGAUCAAGCACCUGCAGGUGCAGUGCGAGAAGACACACAUGCGGGUGAACAUCGAGUUCGACCGGCCCUUCUACGGCAUGAUCUUCUCCAAGGGAUUCUACAGCGAUCCGCACUGUGUGCACUUGAAGCCGGGAACCGGCCACCUGAGCGCCACCUUUGAGAUCUUCCUGAACAGCUGCGGCAUGACCAGCUCGGCCAACCACAAUGCGGCCGGAUACGGAGCGCCCACGCCAUCGGGCAGCUAUGUGGAGAACACGAUCAUCAUCCAGUACGAUCCCUAUGUGCAGGAGGUGUGGGAUCAGGCCCGCAAGUUGCGCUGCACCUGGUACGACUUCUACGAGAAGGCUGUGACCUUCAGGCCUUUCCAGGUGGACAUGCUGCAUGCGGUCACUGCCAACUUCCUGGGCGACAACCUCCAAUGCUGGAUGCAGAUCCAGGUGGGCAAGGGUCCAUGGGCCUCCGAAGUCUCUGGCAUUGUGAAGAUUGGACAGACCAUGACCAUGGUGCUGGCCAUCAAGGAUGACGAGAACAAGUUCGACAUGCUGGUGCGCAAUUGUGUGGCCCAUGAUGGCAAGAGGGCUCCCAUCCAACUGGUGGAUCAGAACGGCUGCGUUGUCAGGCCCAAGAUCAUGAGCAAGUUCCAGAAGAUCAAGAACUUUGGACCCUCUGCCUCCGUGGUUAGCUUCGCCUACUUCCAGGCCUUCAAGUUCCCCGACUCGAUGAACGUGCACUUCCAGUGUGUGAUCCAGGUCUGUCGCUACAACUGCCCGGAGCCCAAGUGCGGUCCUGGUCUGCCAGGUGGCGAGUACGGUCUGCCCCAGAUUGGUGCCAAUGGUCUGUCUGAGGAGUACGGUCCUCCGGAGGCCUAUGAGAGGAACGACUUCGCUUUGGGAGGUCCAGGAGUUCUGCCCCCAGCUGCCUAUCCUGAUCCACGUCACCCUUCGUCCGAUGCCACCGGAGCUUACUCUGAGAACCAGCCCGAUGUGGUGCCCUCGCCACAGGCUCAGACCUCGGCGGCAGUGCCCACUGCUGACUCGGGAUCCGUGUCCGGACCGGCCAGCUCACCUCAACCCCAGCCCACGGGCAGCAAUGAACUGGGUCUGCCACCACCACCACUGCCGGGACAGAGCGGUCAGUACAGCACGGUGAAGCGCAAGGAUGACCUCAGUGCUGGCGGCAACCUGGUUUCCCUGGGAGGACGCCCCCGAUCCGUGGAGGGAUUGGACGAUCUGCGUGGCGUGCGCCGGCGCAGGGACACCAUGGACAUUGUGAUGAAGCCACAGAGGAUCUACAAGCGCAAUGCGCAGGAGAUGACCGACGUGAACACCAGCCGGAUUAUCCAGGUGGUGGCGCCCGGCGAUGUGAACUUUGCGCUCAACAGCAAUGCCAGCAAUGAGACGGUGGUGAUCCAGUCCGCUCGCUCCGCGGAUGCGGAGACCAUCUGCAUGUCGGUGCCCAGUUUCGUGGGAGGAUUGGUGAUGCUGCUCCUCGUCCUGGCCGUCGCCUCUCUAGUCGCCGCCUUCCUCUUUGUGCGCGUGCGCCACUUUGAUCGCAAGGGAGCGGGCAUGGCCUAUGUGAACUAAUCUGGAACCUGGAAGCGGGAGUCUGAAGGACCAGAGAGAGGAUCCCAUCACCACCAUCAGCGACGACGAUCGGCGUGAACAGAAAACCAAAUCAGUUUUAUGUGCACUUCAGAAACACUCAUCCACCCAACCCUUCCAUCAGCAAAUCUUUAUAGGCACCCUAUCCUGUAGCCAUCUUCACUAUUUAUUCUUUGGUUAUUUAUUGAGAGCCCACUUUCAAAUGGUUUCCUUCUUUACCACUAAACGCCCUAUCUUCUAUAUGUUUCCCUAGUUUUAGACGAAGCGAAAUUGAAUUGUCAGACUUGUUAAGUUUCAGUUAUACCUACAAAGGAUUCGAGGCCAUCUGAUCGGACAGAUACGCCUUGAAUGUUACAUUAUGCAAGUUAAUAUCGAAAAAAAAAAAAACGAAGUAAAGAAGCGGCAUACAUGGAAAAGCAGAAAAUCGUUUACAAUAAGUUAAUAUAGCAAAUGUAUAUAUUAAAUUAUUUAUUUAUUACUUUAUUUGAUAGCUGCGAAAUAAUAAAAAGUUUACUUUUAUUAA